AUGCUCCACCUUGACCACAAACAGGCUCAAGGAACUGUCAAGACCAAAGAGCUAGACUCACAUGACAACAUUGAAACUUCUGUUGCUUGCCGCGCCUCUGUUUUGCUCAAACUUGCACAAAUCAACGCAUUUUACAGUGCUUUUGUGCAAGCUCAACCUGAUAUCCCAAUUCAACAAGCAGCAUACAAGCAUGGAAACGCGCCUGUUCUUGAACUAGAGGCAGUUGUGAUGGAAAAUGGUCAACUUGCGGAGCAAGUAGGCAAAAUUAUCGACAUUUGGGAACAUAAGCAAGCUAUUUCUUCAACUUCUAGUGUUUCAAACACCUUUGUACUUGUACAAUGGUACAAGGCUUCACCAAUCUUUGCUUCGCAAGCCGUUUGGCUAUGGACUGUGGACUUCACAGAUGCCGAUGUAGAAAUAUAUGUCCCAGACCAAUACCUAGACUGGGAAGCAAUUAUUCCUGUUAGCAAUAUUCAGUGUCAUUGUGCUUGGAUGACUGUGAAUAUUGACAAUUGCCCUGUUUGGGUGGCAAUUGGGCUGGACCAAGAGUGA
Messenger RNA from Rhizoctonia solani, 552 nucleotides. Its product is annotated as Transposase family Tnp2 protein. The transcript is spliced from 5 exons. Bases 1 to 552 code for a protein of 183 amino acids. The record is from RefSeq and is a predicted model, not a curated record. NCBI's taxonomy places the organism in Eukaryota, Fungi, Basidiomycota, Agaricomycetes, Cantharellales, Ceratobasidiaceae.